Parnassius mnemosyne (clouded apollo) is the source of this 1995-nucleotide messenger RNA. The record is from the annotation of a GenBank genome assembly. NCBI's taxonomy places the organism in Eukaryota, Metazoa, Arthropoda, Insecta, Lepidoptera, Papilionidae.
AUGCGAACGUACAAAAGAAAGACUGAUCGAGGAAAUACACCCAAAGAUGUCUUCGAUAGAGCAUGUCAACAAGUAAUUUAUGAUAAAAAAAGUAUUAAUUCUACAGCAAAAGAAUUUUCUAUACCAUAUAAAACACUCCAACGCCACGUGGUAAAGAUGAAGAAAAUUUUAGAAAGUAAUCCGGAAUUAACGAGAUCUCAAUUGACUUUGGAGAGCACUGGCUACACUAAAAAUAGACAAGUAUUUAGUGACGAAGAAGAACUCUCAUUAGAAAAUUAUCUCAAGAGGGCAGCUGAUAUUUAUUACGGAUUUACUCCUUAUGAAACACGAAAAUUUGCAUAUGAGUUUGCGAAAAAAAAUAAGAAAUCUAUCCCUGACUCGUGGAACAAAAAACUGAUUGCUGGUGAAGAUUGGUUGGGAAGUUUUAUGAAACGUCAUCCUUCGCUCUCUAUACGAUGUCCUCAAGCUACGAGUUUAUCCCGAGCCACUUCAUUUAACAAAAACAACGUAAAUUUGUUCUUCGACAACUUGAAAAUUGUUUACCAACGUUUGAAUCUAAGUCCUGGCGAUAUUUGGAACGUAGAUGAAACAGGGCUUACAACAGUACAUGUUCCUAAUAGAGUGAUAGCUUGUCGAGGAAUCAAAAACUUGGGAAAAAUGACUUCUGCUGAACGAGGUACGCUGGUGACAGUCGCGGUUGCAAUCUCAGCUCUUGGUAAUAUGGUUCCUCCGUUCUUCGUAUUCCCACGUGUGCACUACAAAGAACAUUUUAUUAGGGGUGGCACGGUUGGUUCAGAUGGCGAUGCUAAUCCUUCUGGAUGGAUGAAAGAAGAUAAUUUUAAAAAAUUCUCUAAACAUUUCGUAAAAUAUGUAAAACCCAGUAAAGAAAAGCCUGUUUUAUUACUUCUAGACAACCACGACUCGCAUUUGUCUAUUGAAGUACUUGACUAUUUUAAAGAAAAUGGAGUAACGGUUUUAUCAUUUCCUCCCCACUGUAGCCAUAAGCUGCAGCCUUUAGAUAGAACUAUUUAUGGGCCACUUAAGAGAUAUUUCAACAAAGCAUGCGACAACUGGUUAGCAAGUCACCCAGGUAAGACUAUUACGAUCUAUGACAUACCUGAGUUGGUGAAAACAUCAUUACCAUUGGCAGCUACAAUUGAUAAUAUACAAUCUGGAUUCCGAGUCACUGGGAUAUCACCACUCAAUGAAAAUGUAUUUCCUGACUCGGAGUUUAGCGGAUCUUAUGUAACUGACAGACCAACACCAGACUUUCCUAUUAGUGCACUACCAACAGCAUCAGUUACUAACAGUGCUGCUCUAUUAACUUCUCAAGCAAGACCUUCACAUGACCCAGGUAACGACACUGAUGCUGCUUUUUUAAUAAGUGAUGAAUUUGACAUGCCAAUAUCGACAUUACAUACUUCUUGCGAGAUGCCUUGUAUUUUAGACGCAAUUUCAGGAACGAAUGAAGAUAAAGGAUUUAAAACUCCUGAAAAAAGUCCGGUGACCCAAGCAAGAAGUUUGAAUAUGCCCAGUACUUCGUUUAAUUUACCUGAAGAGAUAAGACCAUUUCCAAAAGCUGGACCACGUUUGGAAAAUAAAAAAAAUAUUCGAAAAAGAAAAAGCACUAUUUAUACAGACACACCAGAAAAAGAAAAUCUAAUGGAACUCAAAAUAAAACAGCAAUCUCGUAAGACGCUGACAAAGAAAUCAAAAAAACCAAAGAUAAUGGAAGAAAAAUUUAAAGGGGCUAGUAAGGGUAAGGGAAAAGGAAAAAAAGCUUUUCAUGAGACGAAUAAGAGGAAUAAUGACGAAGACAAAAGUGAUGAGGAUGAUACAUUUUGUUUAGAGUGCACUGAAUCUUAUAGUUUGAGUAUUCCUGGAGAGGAAUGGAUUCAAUGUACUACGUGCAAGUUAUGGGCCCAUGCAAAAUGUACAAAUGGCAAUAUUUUGUUCUAUGAAUGCAAAAAUUGCACCUCUGAUUUUGAAGACUGA